CCGCAGUGUCGCCAUGUCGCCGCUGUGCCCCGUGCUGCUGGCCCUGGCCCUGGCGGCCGUCCCCGGCGUCCGGGCGGCCUGCCCCGCGCCCGCGGACCUCAAGAGGCCGGACGGGACGCGCACGUGCGCCAAGCUCUACGACAAGAGCGACCCCUACUACGAGAACUGCUGCGGCGGCGCCGAGCUGUCGCUGGAGCCCAACACCGACCUGCCCUUCCUGCCCUCCAACUGGGCCAACGUGGCCUCGUCGCUCGUGGUGGCCCCGCGCUGCGAGAUCACCGUGUGGUCCGUACGCGGCAAGGCGGGCAAGACGCGCAAGUUCUCCACCGGCGUCUACCCGCGCCUCGAGGAGUUCCGCAAGGGCAUCUUCGGCGACUGGUCCAACACCAUCGCGUCCCUCUACUGCAGAUGUUACUGAUGUGUUAGAGACACUUCAUCUCCAACCCCCAGAGAGUGCAGAGCCCCUCACCUGACCUUGUCACUGGGGUCUGCUGAAGACCCCAAGUCCCAGGAGGAAAGAACUUCUUGCCUGCUCCCCACCCUGCCUUUCCCACAAUAUAGCCCUUGUGAAUGUA
Molecule: messenger RNA, 575 nt
Organism: Canis lupus familiaris (dog)
Lineage: Eukaryota; Metazoa; Chordata; Mammalia; Carnivora; Canidae
Gene: SYCN
Product: syncollin
Exons: 2
Coding region: 14-418 (134 amino acids)
Biological process (GO): exocytosis
Cellular component (GO): secretory granule membrane
Source: RefSeq, a predicted model, not a curated record